AUGGAACACGAGGAUAACGCGCAUUUCGAUUUGUUGCAAAACCGUCUCGCGGAGAGUCUGCAAAAUGCUGGCAGCACCGGCAAUGCUGCAGACGUUGUUGCUGAGCUGGUGCCCAGCAUUGGCCCCAAGUCUGGUGAGCACGAUGACGACGACGAAUUGAAGUACAUAAAAGAAGUGCAGCAGAGCGAAAAGCAACAACAGCAACACCAAUUCUACGGCGAAAACAAUGGCAACGGCAUCGGCAGCACCGUUGGCAGCAGUGGCGACGCGUACAUGUCGCUCGGCAUGGACUUGAGCCUGGGCAAUGGCGUUGGCAGCGCUGCCGGCUUUAGGGGAGUAGCUGCUGUUGAAGAAGAAGACGACGUCGAAGUGAUUAAGCACGAUGGCGACUUUUCAAGCAACUCCAAUACGACCACAACCUCAACCACGGGUGAAGUGGAGGCACAGCCUAAGGAGACGCCGUUGCCAAAACCAGAGCAACUGCGCCAAGAUGACGAUAUUGAUGUGGAUGUGGAUGAGGAGGAUGAGCCCAGCUCAGUGGCAACCACCUAUGGCACCAGCAGCCUCAGUGAACAACAACAGGACCCAGAACAAUUAGUUAGCGAUGUCCAAUCAGAUCGGUUUGAUAACAAGGAGAAUGUCCAUCCCACGGGCCAAGAUCAGGCCGAAAUAGAUCUCGAUCUGGAAGCGCAUUCGCAGCUAAAUCCCAAUGCAGUUGAAUUUGUACCAUACUUUGGCUCACAAACUGCUUCACCACCACCCAAUGAGCCGCUUCAGUCGCUGGGACGGCAACUGUUGGUAGCUAAUGAUGAUCUAGUCGCGGAGAGCCCACGCAAGGGCGCACGCGAUUGCAACAUGGACACCAUUGCUCUUCCAGACGAAUGUGAGUUCGACAAUGGGGCCGAUAAGCGUCCACACGAGCUGGAGCAGGAGGAUGACACGUUCCCCGCCGAAGCCGAGCUCGCGACUGAACAGCUUCAGAAUGGAAGUGAGAUCUAUCAGCAGGUAGAGCAGCGCAUCGAUCAUGGACCAGAGACUAGUGUUGACUUGGAUGCCGAUUUGGAGCUGGAGGAGCCACAGACAGAAACAGAUUUUGUGACUCCCCAGCUACAGGACGAUAUCAUGAAACAGUCUAUUUAUGGCGAAUCCAACUCGAAUGCUUCCAUCGAGGACAUUCUUAAUUCAGUGCAGACGCUGCCGCAGCAAACACUCAGCGAUGAGCCGCUCAAGGAGAAGGAGCUGAUGAAUGUGGAAGAGAAGGAGCUUGUUUCCCAAUCUCCAUCCACUGAGGAGCUCAAUCAGCAUCAAAAUCAACUAAUUGAUCCAAUGCAGGCCUCAUUCUAUCUCGAGCACACCUCCAGUGAUGCAUUCGCUCAACUGGCUCCCGAUCAGGAUCAGAGUUUGUUGCUGGAUACUAGUGCGCCAUUGUUCAGUCCACUAGCAGACGAACCAGCAGUAACAGCCACAACACUUGAGCUCCAGCCUGAACAGGCAGAUAUUGUGGACUUAACUCCAUCCCCGCUGUCCUCUUCCACCGAAGAGAAGCAUCUUGUUGAGGAAACAAAGGAGCAACAGCAGAAACAAGAGCAAUUCGAACCUUUCGCGCUGUCGGACAACGUAGAGAACAAUUUGAAUGCCGGUGCUCCGUCUCAGGUGGAGUAUGCUGAAUUCAAUACAGCUACCGGCUAUGGAGUCCACAGUGAGGAGGAAGCAGCCCCUGCUCGAAAUCCAUUUGCCUUAGAUGAGGUAAUGGAGGUGGAGCAGAAUCCUAAGGAGGAGCGGCAGCAACACUUGCAGGACUCGCAGCUGGUCUUCCAGGAGGAGCCGCAGCAGCAAGAAGACUUUAUGGCUCACCAGGACCAACAUUUCCAGGAGGAGCUGCAACAAGUGGAUGAACCAGCUAUUAAACAGGAGACCCAAGCAAACUACAACGAACUCCAACUGCAGGAUGAACUCAUCGAGGAGGUGUCAUUUUCGCAUCAGCUCAAUGCCGAAGCCGCACCCUAUACAAAUGGCCUAGCCAGCGUUGAGACACCAGAGCCAACACCCGAAGCAAGCAACGAGGAGCAGUUAAAACCGGUGGCUGAACAAGAUCCAAUUGUGGAGCAGCCAAUUCUAGCAGCUCCAGCUGUGGAGCAACCUGUCGAGCCCUUGCAACAGGAGACACCCGCCGUGCUCAUCAGCGAGCCCAGCGAGCCAGCAGCUGUUGAGCAGCCACUCGAGGUGGCGCCAGUAGCUGCUGAUGAGCCAGCCGAGGUGACACCAGUGGCUGAUGUAGCCGUUGCUGCAGUAGCUGCUACAGCCGCUGCAGCUGCGGUCGGCGCUACCGUCGCAGCUGCCACUGCUGCCGCGAAGCCCAAGAUCAAGGCUAGCCCCAGUGAUUCACUCAAGAAGGCGGCCAGCAAGACUGCAGCACCUACAGCAACGAGCGCAGCAGCCAAGAGGCCGUCGCCGGCUCCUAUAACAAAGAGGACCACAUUGGGCGCCACAGCUGCACGCCCACGCACAGCACCGGCUACCGGCGCUGUCAAAGCCAGUGCUUCCACAACAACAAGCACGUCAGCAACAACCAAGACGAGCAGCACAACCGCGCGUAAGCCGCUUACCGCCAGCAACACGGCUGGCAAGCCGGCUCCGCGCACCACUAACAGCACAUUGAGCAGCGCACGCCCGGCCACGGCUCCCAGCAGCAAGACGGCUGGCAGCCUGAGCAAGACCGCCGCCAAGCCGGCAACAACAGCCGCAGCACGCUCCACUACUAGCACUACGACCACAACUACAGCCCGCAAGUUAGCAAGCUCUACCACAUGCAGCAAUGCAUCAGCAACAGCCACCAAGUCGCGUCUGCAGGUGGCGGCUAGCAAGCCGGCCACAACUUCCAGCAGUCUUGGCGCCACAUCCGCUGCCAAGGGGAAGGCCCUGUCACCGCGCAGCACUGUGUCCUCGGCACUGCGUAAGCCGCCGAGCACCACUGGCAGUUUGUGUGGUACGCGCAGUCCCACUAAGCCGCUGUCCAAUGGCGUGGCCAAGCCGAGCAGCAGCACCACCACUAGCACCAGUACCACCCGCAUCAAAUCGGCCACUGCCAACGGCGGCUCUGCCAGCAGCACAACAACAACAACUACCAUUACUAAGACUUUCACGGCGCGUCCGGCGCCCAAAUUCACACACUCGGCGCCAGCUGUGGGUGCCAGCAGCACGCGUCGCCCCCAGCUGUCCGUUGGCAGCGGCUCAGCUGCUACACAGCGCAAGUCGUCUCCGUUGAAGAAUACUUCCAGCUCGCCGCUGAAACCGAAAGCCAAAGAAAUCGCUAAAACGUCACCAGCUGCCGGCAUGAAAAUCAAGCGGCCAACGGGCACCACACCAGCAAAGGCAGCAGCGGAAACCAAACUGGAGCAGAAUGGCAAUGGCUUGCACGAUGCACUCGAGACGGCGCAGGAGGCACUAGGAACCCACGUAGAGCCGCAGCAGACGAACCCAGAGGUGGCACUGCUCGAUUUCUAG
Molecule: messenger RNA, 3504 nt
Organism: Drosophila hydei
Lineage: Eukaryota; Metazoa; Arthropoda; Insecta; Diptera; Drosophilidae
Gene: Map205
Product: 205 kDa microtubule-associated protein
Exons: 5
Coding region: 1-3504 (1167 amino acids)
Source: RefSeq, a predicted model, not a curated record